This is a messenger RNA of Spinacia oleracea (spinach), 1193 nucleotides long. RefSeq names its product protein PLANT CADMIUM RESISTANCE 2. The record is from RefSeq and is a predicted model, not a curated record. Bases 142 to 759 code for a protein of 205 amino acids. The transcript is spliced from 4 exons. NCBI's taxonomy places the organism in Eukaryota, Viridiplantae, Streptophyta, Magnoliopsida, Caryophyllales, Amaranthaceae.
GCAGCCACUACUCACUAUAUAUACUCCUAAGCCUCUUCUUUCUUUGUUGAUCCACCAAUAUAAGUAGACCACUAACAAUUUACUCAUUUAUAAAAGUUUCGAUCAAUAUUUGUUAACAUAAAAUACAUUGUUAGUUGAAUCAUGAAGCCACAACAACAACCUGCAAUGGGAAUUCCGGUGGGCGAGACGAAUGCUCCUCCAUUUGCACCCAUGAAUCAACCAGGUGGUGGUGCUGUUCGGGACUUCUCUACUGGUCUUUGUGAUUGUUGCUCUGAUCUUCCUCUAUGUUGUUUGACAUGCUGGUGCCCCUGCAUCACUUUUGGACGUAUAGCAAAGAUUGUUGACAAAGGCUCAUCUUCUUGUGGGGUGAGUGGAGCGUUAUAUUCAUUAGUGAUGGUAGUUACGGGGUGUCAAUAUAAUGGAUAUAUUCAUGCACAAUAUGGGAUACCAGAAGACAGUUGUGGAGAUUGUUGUAUCCAUUUUUGUUGUGAGUCUUGUGCCUUGUGCCAAGAGUACCGCGAACUUGAGGCAAAACCAAGGCAUGCUUCCUCCUUCGAUGCCAGGUGGCAUGACCCGUUAAGCUGGAUAAACAUCAUGUGUGGAAGAUUUGAAGAAUAUUAUUAUUGCAUACAAGUUCUUAUAUAUUAUGCAAAUUCUCCAUUUGAAUUUUGUAUUAAUACUUUAGUACAAGGAAGAACGUGUAAGUUUGAUGUAAAUUCAGAGCAAAAUAUAGGAUUUUUUUGUCAUUUAACACCUUAAAAAAACUAGUUUUUGUAAUUUAACACCUUACUUAUUUUUUAUUGUUUUUAAACACCUUAAAAAACAAAAAAAUUUAGAAAUCAACACCACUUGACGAUUUUUGUUAGAAAAAGCAUUAGUUUUUAACUAUGUUAAAGUUCCCAAGGCAUGAUAUGGUGGUAAACAACUCCUUCUACCAUCAAAUUAUGCUUUGGAAGCUAUAGCUUGGUUAAAAAUCAACGUUUUUUUCUUAUGGAAAUCGUUAAGCGGUGUUGAUUUAUAAAUUUUUAGAUUUUUAAGGUGUUUAAAUAUAAUAAAAAAUAAGUAAGGUGUUUAAUUACAAAAACUAAUUUUUUUAAGGUGCUAAAUGACAAAAAAUCCCAAAAUAUAUGUUAUGUAUACAAAAUAACAAAACGUAUCUGUGUUUCUCUAUAAGAUAUUGACUACUUGUUGCA